Molecule: messenger RNA, 1828 nt
Organism: Sapajus apella (tufted capuchin)
Lineage: Eukaryota; Metazoa; Chordata; Mammalia; Primates; Cebidae
Gene: ZDHHC15
Product: zinc finger DHHC-type palmitoyltransferase 15
Exons: 12
Coding region: 466-1479 (337 amino acids)
Biological process (GO): protein targeting to membrane; peptidyl-L-cysteine S-palmitoylation; synaptic vesicle maturation
Cellular component (GO): endoplasmic reticulum; Golgi apparatus
Molecular function (GO): protein-cysteine S-palmitoyltransferase activity
Source: RefSeq, a predicted model, not a curated record
GUGUGGUGGGGUAGCAGGGAGAAAGAGAACGAAGGGGGAGAGAGAGAGACAGAAACAGAGAAGAGGGCGGACGCAGUGCAGUAAGAGCAGAUGGGCGGACCCAAAUUUCUUCUGCUUCACGAUUUUGCAGAGGUCUAGCCCUGCAUCCAGCCUUGAAGCAAGGGGUGGGGAGGAGACGGAAAGGGGAGGGAGUGCACUCCCUCUGAGCAUGCUAGCCCCGACUGCCUGACGGAUCACCCUUCAGCUCCAACAUGGCUAGCUCCUCAACGCCCUGACUCAAGCCUAUUGUGCCAGGCAGGGCGCACUCAGCAGUGCAGCCCCACAGGUGGCAGCGGCUUGGCGAGAGGGCUCCCGCCAGGCUAGGCAGUGGAGUGCCGCACAGCCCGCCUUCCCGCCUCCCAGCCGCCACCCAAGCAGUUCCGACCCAGCGCCAACAGGCCUGCUUGGUCGAUCUUCGAGCCAAAGAUGCGGCGAGGCUGGAAGAUGGCUCUGUCUGGGGGGCUGCGGUGCUGCCGCCGGGUACUGUCCUGGGUGCCAGUGCUCGUUAUUGUCCUCGUCGUGCUCUGGUCCUACUAUGCCUACGUCUUUGAACUCUGCCUGGUGACUGUUUUGAGCCCAGCAGAAAAAGUUGUCUACCUCAUACUCUACCAUGCCAUCUUUGUGUUCUUUACCUGGACCUACUGGAAGUCUAUCUUUACACUCCCACAGCAGCCAAACCAGAAGUUCCACUUGUCCUACACAGACAAGGAGCGCUAUGAAAAUGAAGAGAGACCUGAGGUCCAGAAGCAGAUGCUUGUUGAUAUGGCCAAAAAGCUACCAGUUUACACAAGAACUGGAAGUGGAGCUGUACGAUUCUGUGACCGGUGCCAUCUGAUCAAGCCAGACCGCUGCCACCACUGCUCUGUCUGUGCCAUGUGUGUGUUAAAAAUGGAUCAUCACUGCCCCUGGGUUAAUAACUGCAUUGGAUUUUCCAACUACAAAUUCUUCCUUCAAUUCUUAGCUUACUCUGUUCUCUACUGCCUGUACAUUGCUACAACAGUCUUCAGCUAUUUCAUCAAAUACUGGAGAGGGGAAUUACCCAGUGUUCGCUCUAAGUUCCAUGUCCUUUUUCUCCUCUUUGUGGCCUGCAUGUUUUUUGUCAGCCUUGUGAUUCUCUUUGGUUACCAUUGUUGGCUUGUCAGCAGAAACAAAACCACCUUAGAGGCCUUCUGCACUCCAGUGUUUACAAAUGGCCCAGAGAAAAAUGGGUUCAACCUUGGCUUCAUCAAGAAUAUCCAGCAGGUGUUUGGAGAUAAGAAGAAGUUCUGGCUAAUACCUAUUGGGUCCAGCCCUGGUGAUGGACACUCCUUCCCUAUGAGGUCUAGGAAUGAGUCACAGGACCCAUUGCUAGCAAAUGAAGAACACUGGGAAGACAAUGAGGAUGACAACCGAGGUUAUCCAGAAGGCUCGUCAUCUCUUGCUGUGGAAACAGAAACAUAGCAGUUUUCAUAUUUCCCGCAUCUCUCAGACAGGACUCACCAUCUUCGUCUCCCAUGAAGCUUACAGAGUUCAGUGUUGGAAAUCAUUGUAAUCUUCAAAAUAAGUCACCAUGUUGGACUGAAAGCUUCAAAAUUUGAAAGAAUUCCAUCAAAUACUUGCUGUGCAAAUGUUUCUGGACCUUACAUUAUUUAAUUUGCUGACCAAAAUCCAAUUCGGUAUUUGGUAGCAGUUAAUUCAAGCCAGUUUUUUUUUUGUUUGUUUCUUCAUUUCCCCUGCCCCAAUCCAUGAAAGCCUAAAUGUAAAAUAUAUCUUUUCAUUCAUCAUAUCAGGUAAAAGAGAAUUCAGAAAA